Prorocentrum cordatum is the source of this 903-nucleotide messenger RNA. NCBI's taxonomy places the organism in Eukaryota, Dinophyceae, Prorocentrales, Prorocentraceae. The record is from the annotation of a GenBank genome assembly.
GCUGACCUCUGGAGCCUCGGGGCGCUGCUGUACAUGAUGCUGGAGGGCUGCUACCCUUUCGACAGCAGCCAGGCCGUGAGGGAGGUGCGCUUCGCGGACGCGAGACGGCCGAGCCAGGCAGCCCGUGACCUCAUCUCCGGGCUGAUGCGCCGUGGCCCACACGAGCGGCUUCCGCUGGAGUCGUGCUUGAGGCAUCCCUGGGUCAUCCUCCCGGGCGGCGCCCUCUCGCGUGCGGUGGACCUUUGCGAGGACUGCGAACGGCGGAGGCGACGCGAGCGCGAGAUGCGCGCGCCGUUGCCGAGCGACCCACGGGACGUCAGGCAGCUCAGGAUCGACCUGCAGCAGCUGACCGUGAAGUUCCGCCGCCCCGUCACGCUGUGCCGCCGCGAGGUGGUGAUGUCGCUCAGCGGCCCCGCGAUGCCAGAGGACGACGAGGCCUGGGAGCAGGUGGCCCUCACCCUCGCCCGCCACUUCCCUGGCGCGGGCCUCGGGGAGGUCGGAGGCGCCGCGCCCGCGCCCCUCCGCAGCGCCGCCGUCCGCGGCGGCCUGUCGCCCGUGGCGGAGGCGGCCAGCGAGGAAUUGCCGGGCGCCACGGACUUCCUGCCGCCCGGGGGGCCAGGGCUGUCGAGGAGCAGGCGCACAACGCGAGGAUGGGGGCCCGCGCCAGGCGCUGCCGCAGACGCUCCACUGCAGGGCGAGGGCAGCAGCGUGAAGGAGCCCACCACGCACCAUGGGCCGCUGGGAUGCUCACGGGGUCAGGCAGUGGUUAAGAGGAGCGUGUUGAGUUCUCAUCGUCGCUGGGCAUACAGCAGGAUCGCGCCGCCCCGAUGCGGCGGCAACGCCAGCCCGAGUGUUUCAGGGCCUGGGGCCAGGAGGGAACAACUGACGACACGACAUCCAUAA